Molecule: messenger RNA, 1084 nt
Organism: Parasteatoda tepidariorum (common house spider)
Lineage: Eukaryota; Metazoa; Arthropoda; Arachnida; Araneae; Theridiidae
Source: RefSeq, a predicted model, not a curated record
AUGGAUGAAGUGAUUCCUGAAAUUUCAUCGACUGAUGCUUCUACUCCAUCAACUGAUGCUUCUACUCCAUCGACUGUUGCUUCUAAUACAUCGACUGAUGCCUAUACUCCAUCGACUUAUACUUCUACUCCAUCGACUUAUGUUUCUACUCCAUCGACUUAUGCUUCUACUCCAUCAACUUAUGCUUCUACUCCUUCUACUUUUGCUUCUACUCCAUCAACUGAUGCUUCUACUCCAUCGACUUAUACUUCUCCAUCGACUUAUACUUGUACUCCAUCGACUUAUACUUCUACUCCAUCGACUUAUACUUCUACUCCAUCGACUUAUGUUUCUACUCCAUCGACUGAUGCUUCUACUCCUUCUACUUUUGCUUCUACUCCAUCAACUGAUGCUUCUACUCCAUCGACUUAUACUUCCACUCCAUCGACUUAUACUGCUACUCCAUCGACUUAUACUUCUACUCCUUCUACUUUUGCUUCUACUCCAUCUACUGAUGCUUCUACUCCAUCGACUUAUACUUCUACUCCAUCGACUUAUACUUCUACUCCAUCGACUUAUACUUCUACUCCAUCAACUGAUGUUUCUACUCCAUCGACUUAUACUUCUACUCCAUCGACCUAUGUUUCUACUCCAUCGACUGAUGCUUCUACUCCUUCUAAUUUUGUUUCUACUCCAUCAACUGAUGCUUCUACUCCAUCGACUUAUACUUCUACUCCAUCGACUUAUACUGCUACUCCAUCGACUUAUAUUUCUACUCCAUCAAUUGAUGUUUCUACUCCAUCAACUAAUACUUCUACUCCAUCAGCUGAUGAUAUCGUCACAAAAAAUCUCAACACAACCUUUUUCUGAAUCUAAUAAUAUCACUAAUGAUUAUGAUAAUAUUACCGAAUCUCUUAUAGUUACGCUUUAACUAUUAACCAAACAUCAGAUACUUUCCUUACUUCCACAAAUGAUUUUAGUGAAACAACUUCUGAAUCUUCACAGAUGAUUGAGAUUGGACACGAGAACUUUUGAACUAUACCUUGAUUGUAAACCAAAUAAUUCACAAAUGAUUUUAGAGAGGUAAAAUCCGAAGUUUCUGAUA